GGACGUGAUGCUAAGUUUGAGUGCUGUCUUUGUAUCCCUGGCUUUUCUCUGCGCCCGGUGCACCGAUGCCCGGCCAGAGACCAGCAUGGAAUACUCUCACUCCGUGUUCCUAGACGAAGAUGAGAAAUAUCAGCUGAACUGGGAGGUGUUUGAUGAACGUGUGACGUUUGAAGUGAUUGUUGAGACGACAGGUUAUGUUGGCCUUGGUUGGUCAGCGAAGGGAGGUAUGAUGGACGCAGAUAUCAUCACGGCAUGGGUUGACAGCCAGGGGCAGGGAUAUAUUCAGGAUCGGUUCGGCGUGGGUUUCAUGAAACCAGACGAAGACACUGUCAGUGAUAUCUUCCUAGAGAUGGCGAUGGAGAUGAGUGGAUUCACCAUCAUUAGGUUCUCUAGACAGCUGGAUACAUGUGACAAAGAGCACGACAGACCCAUCACGACGGGCACUAUGAGGGUUAUCUGGUCCUACGGUGAAUCGGAUCCAGCAAGCCCUGCUGGUCUCUACUACCAUUCGACCAACCGUGGUGUCAAGACCUUAAGGCUGGCAGGAGGCCCUGCAGAACCGGAUACAGUCCUGCCAUCGGAUGCAAAGACUAUCGUCAUCACUGUUGACAACUUCAACGUACCCGUCGUCGACACAUUUUACGAAUGCAGGAUCAUAGAAUUGCCGAAGUUGGACACAAAGCAUCACGUGAUCAAGGACGAGCCAAUCAUCACACCCGGUAACGAGGGCGUCGUCCAUCACAUGAUAGUUUAUCCCUGUUCUGCGUCAUUCAAACCUGAUAACACCAGCAUCGGCGGACAGUCCGUGGCUUGUGAGGAAACCAUGUUGCAAGAAUGCACUAGUGCUGUCUUCCUAUGGGCAGUUGGAGCAGGUGCAACUAACUUCCCCGAACAUGUCGGUUACCCCCUGGGUGGCCCAGAUGAAUCGAAAUAUGCCAGGCUAGAGAUCCACUACGACAAUCCAGAGUUGAGGUCAGAUAUAUUUGACAAUUCCGGUAUGCGGCUGACCUACACUGCGCAGCUACGACCACAUGACAUGGGUGUUCUCACGGUUGGCAAAAUAGUCUCUCUGUCCCACGUGAUCCCCCCGCAGCAAGAGGCAUUCAUCUCAAACACAAAGUGCAAUGAAAAGUGUUUUAACGCAGCGUUCGAAAGUGAUGGUGUAGAUGAGAUUAAUGUGUUUGGUGCUGCACCUCAUACGCAUUUGGCGGGGCGAGCUAUUGUCACGCGCCACAUCAGGAACGGGGUGGAGCUUCCCUACAUCGUCAAAGACGACACUUACGACUUCAACUACCAGGCUUCUGUGAAUCUUGAGCCAGAGGCUGUCAUUCGCAGGACGGACUCGGUAACCGUGGAAUGCACAUACGGUACAAUGGACCAAAACGAGGCGAUUUUUGGAGGACUGGGCACACGAGAUGAGAUGUGCAUAUCUUUCCUCUACUACUAUCCGAGGAUAUCACUGUCGAACUGUUUGAGCAAACUGACCGAUCAGAAUUUGGAAGAACUGUUUACUGAGUAUCAUACUGUCACAGACCCGAAGUACGACUGGUCAAGUUUAGAUGCAGAAGGUUACUCCGACCUCAUGAGGAAUAACGUGUCUUGGAAGGAUGCUGCAGGUCGACUUCAGGAGAUCGAGAUGGCAUCAAACUAUGAUCAAUUCUGUGGUUCAGGAAAGAAGUACCAAUACCAUCCAAGCGAACCGGCCAUUACUAUUAACGUGCCGUACAAGCCUGCACCUUCCCCAUGUGACCUGGACUGA
Molecule: messenger RNA, 1759 nt
Organism: Lineus longissimus
Lineage: Eukaryota; Metazoa; Nemertea; Pilidiophora; Heteronemertea; Lineidae
Product: DBH-like monooxygenase protein 1
Exons: 13
Coding region: 8-1759 (583 amino acids)
Biological process (GO): octopamine biosynthetic process; norepinephrine biosynthetic process; dopamine catabolic process
Cellular component (GO): secretory granule membrane
Molecular function (GO): copper ion binding; dopamine beta-monooxygenase activity
Source: RefSeq, a predicted model, not a curated record